Messenger RNA from Trichoderma atroviride IMI 206040, 1527 nucleotides. RefSeq lists its product as uncharacterized. The record is from RefSeq and is a predicted model, not a curated record. Lineage: Eukaryota; Fungi; Ascomycota; Sordariomycetes; Hypocreales; Hypocreaceae.
AUGUACACAGUCCACCAAAGACGUAGAGUCAAACGAUGGGGCCAAAGUAUUUACGCAAAGGCCCCUUUCCCAUCAAGGCUCCCACAAUUAGGAGGCUGUAUCUCACUACGACUUAUCGAGAUGGAUUUACAGCUACUGACCCUCCCAACUCUCCGAGGUGAUCUUCGACAGGAAACAUUACCCCUAGUCGAUCAAAUCUUUGAAGAGUUACAGACUGCAAUCAUCGCCCCUAGGAGUAUUGAUGGAUACGGAACAGACCCGGUGAUCCAAGAUGCUCUCCACAACAGAGAAAAGGAGCUGGCCGCGACCGAAAAGCUCCUAGGCAUCAUCGUCCAAGAAUGGCAUGCCAUGGACCUCAACAUCUCUCGACACGACUUUGAGUUUGAACUUGACCAACUCGAAGACCAAGUUGAGCGUCUGAUGGGGGACAUUCUCGUCAUUCGAGAUUGCCGGUUUGAACUUGGUGGCAGGCUGCUGGACGAUAUGAUCCGGGCCGCGGACGGUGGGCGUAUCAGCAGCACUUGGGCACACGUCGACUCGCUGAUCAAACGCUACAAGACCGCUGCAGGGGCAAAAGUUCCCAUCUAUGAGCCCAAGGACACAAUUGCCCAAUGGAACUUUUGCCAGAGGGUGUUCAAGGUUUAUGAUGUCGAAGAUGGCAUUGCCCACUGGUGUGUUAUUUCAGGCCAAUGGCAGUUGAAAACCACAGUCAGAGGAGCGCAGAUUGUCAGAUACAACGUGGGCGAGCCGUGUGCCCAGUAUCUCUUUGCUCCUCUAGAUGAUCCAGAAGGUCAUCUGUUGGGAGUCAAAAACAGUCUGCCAAUGCAUAUACGCUAUGCAGAGGCCCUGGACGAUGGACGCCUCGUCAUUAUACCUGAUGAAGUCCAAGACAAGGACAAAUACCAAGACCAAGAGAGGGAUCAAGGAUACAUUGGCCGCUGGAAGGUGUACAACCUCUAUGAGGCCGAUGCCCAGCAAUCGCAUCCGUCGAUGCCAUUAGGUUCCGGGCUGCACGGACGUUCACUACAGUUUCGAACUGACUUCCGGCCUGACGCUCGGUAUCUAUUUUUUGUCUUUUGCAUGAGCGUUCUUCGGCGUCAACGCCAUGAAGCUCCUGGCUGGUGGCGAGCGUAUUUGGCCGGCGGCCCUGGGAAGGCUUGGGCCGCUUCCGCUUCUGGGUCCUACCUCCGACCGUCCUCGCUUGGAAAGCUUGCGCAGAGAGUAGGCCGUUUGAACGAAGAAGAGGCGGCUCAGUUUGCCAUCGAAUCGGGUAACGGCUGGGUGGCUGAGCGUUCUGAUGGGGACACACGGGUUGAGGAGAGGGACAGCUUCUAUGCGGAUCUUUGCUGCGUGGCGGCUAUGCAGCCGUCCCCAAACCGGCUUACGGAAUUCACGAGGCUUGGGCCAUAUAACCAGGAUUACGAGAAUGUUCUCGGCGAUGAAGGAAACGAAGAUGACGAUGAUGACGAUGAUGAUGGCGAUGAAGAAUAUGAUGGCGAUGAAGAAUAUGAUGGCGUUGACAAUUAG